Apis dorsata (giant honeybee) is the source of this 657-nucleotide messenger RNA. RefSeq names its product protein PXR1-like. The record is from RefSeq and is a predicted model, not a curated record. Lineage: Eukaryota; Metazoa; Arthropoda; Insecta; Hymenoptera; Apidae.
AUGAGUAGGGUAAGAGGGGACGAAGAGGAGGAGGAGGAGGAGGAGGAGGUAGAGGUGGAAGUGGAGGUAGAGCUGGAGGUGGCGGUGACGAAGAAGGUUAUCGAGGAAGGGGAACAUGGGAAGGAGGCGGUGAGGAAAAGGAAAAGUCGCAGUCGCCCUCCGGAACUCGAGCCUUGGAUCGUUCUAAGAAAAAAAUGGAAAGAAAGAAAAAGAGAAAAGAAGAGGAAAAGAGAACCUGAUAGAAUGGAAGGGAUUGAGAAACGACAAAGAGAGGAAGAAAUAGACGAGAAGAAGAGAGAGCAGAGAAAAGAAAAUAUACAUGGUUCUCCCGGCGGAUACGAACGCGGCAAGGCCGAGAGAAGGAACAGUAAAAUUGUAGAGAAUGUGUACGCGCCAUCAGGGUGGCCUAGAUUCAGUCAAGACCUGCUUUCUAGGCAGCAUUUCUCUUUAUCAUCGGCACCGCUGGUACAAUGUAUGGGUAAACCGUUGGUUGCCGCACGAUCGUGGAGAAAAUCUCAGGUGCACAUAGUGCGUACUUAUUAAUGAUUCUUCCAAUUCUAUCAAUGAUUUAAUAAAUAAUUUCUAUGUAUAAUUACAGAUUUUGAAUAUGAUGCAUUCUAGAUUCUCUAUUUUCCGAGACAUUAUUUCUUUUCUUUC